This is a messenger RNA of Anopheles merus, 1211 nucleotides long. RefSeq names its product ras-related protein Rab-18-B (gene Rab18). The coding region runs from base 277 to 888 and encodes 203 amino acids. The transcript is spliced from 3 exons. The record is from RefSeq and is a predicted model, not a curated record. NCBI's taxonomy places the organism in Eukaryota, Metazoa, Arthropoda, Insecta, Diptera, Culicidae. Gene Ontology annotation, molecular function: GTP binding; GTPase activity.
GUUUUUUUUUUCGAACCUGUGUGUGUGUCAGAUACGUUCUACAAAAGGGAAGGCAAGCACGCAGAAAAAACACGGAACUACACGGUCGAAAAACGACCUUCUUUCUCCGUUUGUUGUAGAUUUCUUUAUUGUUUUUUUGUGCGUGUGCAUUUUAUUUCCCCAAUCCAAUUGUACAAGCUGUGAUUAGCGGUGCAGGUUCGCCGCCGCACCCUGCCGUGAAGAAAAACGCAGCAAAGCUCGCACAAACAGCAACAACAACGACAACAGCCCAUCAUCAUGGAUCCGGAUCGCAUUCUGGCAACGUUCAAGAUAUUAAUAAUCGGCGAAAGCGGAGUUGGAAAAUCUAGUCUUAUGCUACGCUUCACAGAGAACGACUUCGACAGUGAUCAGGCGCUCACGAUCGGGGUCGACUUCAAGACGAAGAUGCUCGACCUGGACGGGGUGAAGGUGAAGCUGGCGAUCUGGGACACGGCCGGCCAGGAGCGGUUUCGCACCCUGACGCCCAGCUACUACCGGGACGCGCAGGGAGCCAUCCUCGUGUACGACGUCACCAAGCCGGACACGUUCCAGAAGCUCGAGUCGUGGCUGAACGAGCUGGAAAUUUACGGCACGCGCAACAACAUGGCCAAGAUGGUGGUGGGCAACAAGAUCGACCACCCGAACCGGGCCAUCGGGCGGGAGGAGGGCUUCCGGUUCGCGAAGAAGCACCGCAUGAUGUUCAUCGAAACGUCCGCGAAGACGAGCGAGGGCGUGAAGGACGCAUUCGAGGAGGUGGUGCGCAAGAUUAUGGAAACGGACGGACUGUGGGAACGGAACGACUACGGCGAUGGUGGGGUCGAUCUGCACGGCAAUCGGGCGGCGGGAGCGGCCGGUUCGUGUUCCUGUUAGCUUCCCGCUAUCGCUGCCAUGCUUACGUGCAAACCCCUUCCCCCCCGUUUUCCUAUGCUCGUCACCGCAUCAUCAUGAUAUUCAAUGCAACAUUAACUGGUACCAUUUAAACAGUUAAGAGGGUCAUCGUUUGAUUUUAAGUUCAACGUGUUUUUAAUUUUGUUCCGUGUUGAUAGGUAAAAUAUUUUUAGCACAUAUUUAAUCACCCAGCCUCCCCUCUCCACACAGCGCGUGUGUCUGUAUAGAGGGGGUAGCGGAUAAGGAUGUAAAACACUAGGUGGAAAUAAAAACAAAAAGAAAAAAAGCGUUAAGAUCACCUAAAA